This is a messenger RNA of Paramuricea clavata, 4113 nucleotides long. The record is from the annotation of a GenBank genome assembly. Lineage: Eukaryota; Metazoa; Cnidaria; Anthozoa; Malacalcyonacea; Plexauridae.
AUGGUAUGUUGUGUAUUGAAUCAAAUGUUGCAAUGUUUCAUCUAGUGGUUACUGGCGGUGUUCUUUAACAUUACCAAAUAACUUCUAGAUUUUUGAAGACCAUGCUGCAAGAAGGUUGAUCAAACAGCUGGAAGUAAAUUGUUGUAAUGAAGGCUGUGGUUGGCAGGGAUGUCUGAGUACACUUUUACAGGUACAAUAUGCUAUGUUUUGAUCUUACAGCGAUUCUCACUCGACAAUGCCAAUUGUUUUGUCGAAAUGUGAUUGUCGUUUUGGCGUCACACGAUUGUUGUAUACUGUCACGGCCAUUUUAAAAUGUUGUCUGGGCCAUUUGAGAAUGUUAUCAGGGCGCGGUAUUUUUAUUAUAGUUCCACGUUUGAGUGGCAAUUGCCGUACCGUGACAGCACUCUCCCCUUAAUUGACAAGUACAUGGAAAAAUGAUUCAACUCUGAUUGGCAAAUGCUUAUAAGAUUUUAGGUAAUAGUGCAUGCUAUAGGAAAUCCUUUAGGAAGUCUAGUUUCCCAUUGGAAUUUCUAUAGGAAUUUCUAUAGAAAUAGAAUUGCGUAUAAGAAUUCUUACAGGAAUUAUAGGAUUUUUUUUGUAAGACGAUCAUACAUUUUUUAAGGUAACACAUUCGUUACCAUCCUAUGACCUAUACUAAUUCAAUCUAGGAUCAUCAGAAUAGCUGCACCUUUUUGAUCCGCAGUGGUGAUAAUGUCCAUCAACUUGAUGUGGGAAAACUUGAGCAAAAACUUGAAACACUCAUGCUCAAAGUUUCAACUUUGGAAAAGAAGGUAUAAGAACACAUGCAUUGUGUUAGAUAAUUCUGUCAGAUUCACUUUAUAUUACAUUUGUUUUGACUGAUAAUUACUUUAAAUUUGUAAAAAAAAUUUAGCAUGAAGAAGAUAUUAAAGAACUUAAAUUGAAGGUAAUUAGUACUUUUGGUACAAAUGUAAUUAAAUUGCGCAUAUGGUGAAAAAUUUAAAAUAGCCUUUAAAACGAAGACGAUAUUAUUAAUUUAGAACUUAUAAGUAUAUCUGCCCAUGUCACUUUAAGGGCCUGUUCAUAUGGGCAAAAGUUAUCCCGGUUAACGAGAGAACUUUUCGACUAGCCAAAUACUUUUGUUCUGUUCAUAUGGAGAAAUAUUAUCCCACUUACCGGGAAAAGUUUCCAGCUGUGACGUAGCAAUGAACAUCAAUUGAAUUGAAAAGUUGCUGACACGACAAAAAGUUAUCCCGCUAAGCGGGAAAGUUUUGUUCAUAUGGGGAAAACAUUAUCUCGGUCACCGAGAUCUCGCCUGUCAACAAGCGAGAUCUCGGUACACGGGAAAACUUUUCGUCUCAUGUGAACGCAAUGUAACUUUUCAUAUUAUUUUCGUAACAAGGCGAGAUCUCGCUCGUAAACUUGUCGAAAAGUUUUCUCGCUAACCGGGAUAACUUUUGGGCCAUAUGAACAGACCCUUACAAGUCAAGUACACUACAUGCAAUGCAUUAAAUGAUGUAUCUUUUAAAUUUGCGUUUUGAAAUUGACAUAUAUUUGCUAAUAUUGCAGUAUGAAAAUGAGAUGAAGCAAGUCAAAUCAAAGGUAAAACGGUUUAACUUUUUUUUGUCAAUUCACUCAGGUGUGAUUACAAAUUUUGUCUUAGUAUCACCGUAUUUUAUUUUUUGUGGGUUCUAAUGUUUAUAGCUCAUAAUGCCUGGUAAAGCACACCAAAUGCUAUAAUUUAAUCGCUUAGCAUGAUGAAGAACCUUUGAACAGGUGUUUCACAUUUGUUCUUAUUGAUGAGCAAGAUGAUCUUAGUCAAAGACAAAACAUUGAGGCCACAAUAUUUCCAAAUUAUGCUGAAGAAUUUAGGAGAUAGACAGCGUGAAGGCUAGAGAAAAUACAGUUAGUCAAACAUUCAUUUCUGCGUCCUCGUCAAUGGACCGGCCAUUUGCAUUAUAGACUAAAUUGUGAUCUAGACAAAAAUUUCACCACAGCUUGAAAGAGCAUCACAAAAUUAGUAAUAUUCCAAAGUUUCGUUGCGAAAUGUUGUAAAAUGCGAAUAAUAUGGCCUUGCGAAAUUUGCAAUUUUCAGUCAUUUUAGAUUACAAACGGGAAAUGGUUACCACUUCUGUGCGUAAUACGAAUUGACUGAAAAUUACAAACUUUGCAAGGCUAUAUUAUCCGCAUUUUACAACAUUUUGCAACGAAACUUUGGGAUAUUACUAAUUUUGUGAUGCUCUUUCAGGCUGUGAUGAAAUUUUUGUCAGAUCAAAAUUUAGUCUACAAUGCAAAUGGCCAUAGUCAAUACAUUAGAGAUCACCCUGUAUAUACAUCAAGAGCAUGCAUUAUAGUGUGGACGCCUACCUACAGUAGUUGUACUAUCAUCUAGACAUUCGCGUGCUUGAAAGAAUUUGCAUGGCAACCAUGACGUCGGGUAAACCUGUAUGUCUCUCCACCUGUCUGUCCUCGUCCACUCCUUUCCACCUGCAUGUCUUGCUUACUUACUUACUUAUUCUCCCCUUUGCUCCUUUUAAGAAUUUUUAAUAUGUAGCAUACACUGAUAUAUUUAACUUUUAACAUAUACAUCUAAUCUAAAUUCUUGGCAGGUACAUGUACCUUGCAUGGGUCCUCUUUCAAGAGUCCCGUUUGUACCUUGCCUUUUCGAAUCUUCGAAUUAUAAAUUAUUCUUAUGUAACUAUUUGCUGUGUUAUUCUUGCACUCGAUAACAUAUUCUAUGCAUUAUUGGUCCAAAUUAAUUUUUAAACUAUUAAGCAGCAACUGCGGCCUCUUACAAUUGUACCUUUUCUAACAUUGCAGCAUGAAGAUGAGUUAAAGCAAUUCAAGACAAAGGUCAGUUAAAUUUUUUGACAUUUAAGAAAUAUUGGUGUGACUGUUGGUCCCAAACUCCCAAUAUUUAUAUUUUUAGAAACUAAAAGAGUUCUUUUUCUAAAUUUUGCCUAGCACGAUGAAGAUGUGAGGCUUCUUGGGCAAAAAGUUUAUUUAUUGCAGGCCAUCGGAGCUGCGCAUGCUCCACUGACAACACAGUUUCAUCAACGACCUUUGCAUCAACAAGAACCGAAACCAGAUUACACUUUAAAGAUUGCAGACUUUACAAGAAGGCUUGCUCAAGCAAAAUCUGACAAUGAUCAUGGCAUAAUUCAAAGUGAACCUUUUUGCUCCAGCCAUGGUUACAAAAUGAAGCUUCAGGUCCAAUUAAAUCAAGCGCCAUAUGGCUACGAAGGCUACAUGGGUGUUUACAUAGUGUUAAUGAAAAGUGAUCGAGAUGGAACACUACCCUGGCCUUUUACAAAGCGUUGCACAUUUGUUCUUGUUGAUCAGCAAGAUGACAUUCGUCAGAGACAGAACAUUGAGGCGGUAUUUACUCCAAAUGGACAGGAAGAGUUUAAGAGACCAAGACAGCGUGAAAAUAGAGGAAGGGGAAAUCCUCAAUUUGUUAAACACUCCACUCUACGUACUCGUCAAUACGUUAGAGACCACGCUGUAUUCGUCAAGAUUCUGGUACAUCCAUGAAGAUAACCGUAAUUCUAUUUGGUGUCACGCUUACCUGGUGAUAGAAUUCAAAGAUUGGCUAUCUUCACAAAAUUAAAGUCUACAGGCAUUAGCGGUUUUAAAUUAUUUGUUUUGUCCAAAACACCAGGGUUAUAUUUUUUCCACAGCUUAUACGAUCCUUAAACCGGAUCUUCAUUUGUCAUGAAAAUUAUCUCACGAGUCAGAAGCUUUGCAAAAUAACAACUCCAUUAUUUUUAUCGCUAUCUAAAUUUGAAGAAACGUAUUAAGAUAUAGUAGAUACACUCGACUUUCAAAGUGUUCAAUUAUCAUGAAUAACAUCAUUAAGAUAAACUGACCAAGCUGCAUGUUAGUUAUCUUAAUUUAAUUAGUAAAGUCAAUUAACUUGUAAGACCAUAUGUUCAUCAGAGCCCAGUAUUUGUAGAAUUCACACAAUAAGUAACACGUAUAAUAAUUUAAACAACAGAAAUCUUUAUUAAUAACAUGAUAAUUUAUACAAAUAUAUCACAUAAUUAGACUUUCAAUUAAAUCAGGAAAAUAGAGAAACAGUUCACUAUGUUAGACAGAUAGGUCCAUUCUCUACACUUUGUAUCAAUAGUAGCU